Psylliodes chrysocephalus is the source of this 2645-nucleotide messenger RNA. Lineage: Eukaryota; Metazoa; Arthropoda; Insecta; Coleoptera; Chrysomelidae. The record is from the annotation of a GenBank genome assembly.
UUUCAUAGUUUGUUUGUAGUGAUCCUAAAAUAGUGGUUAAAAACUAUUUUAAAAAGAGAAACACAGAGUUUUAAAUGAUUUGAAAGGAGAAGACAACAAUUAGUUGACAUUUCGGACCUCUCUAUUCAAUACACAUAUUUAUCCGACUGUUUCUUUUAAAAGAGAUAUUUUUGAAGGGAAAUUGACAAUUGAACGAUCCGAGAUCCGAUCCUCGAAUCUCAAAUAUUCAUUUUUCAUUUAUUAUCAGUCUAAUAUCAGUCAUCCAUUAUUAUCAGGUCGUUUUUAUUUUAAUUUGAACAAUUGUGUGAUGAAGAAAACUUAACAAAUUAUUGUGCCUUGUCUGUUAAUUUAGAGCUGCUAUAAAGUGUUAAAUUUAGUCAAAAAUUAUUUAAAAGGUGCAAUAUGACUGGAAGACUAGCAGGACAAACUAUCAACGAUAGGCUUUUGGCCGCAAAACACAGCCUGGCUGGACAAGGUUUGGCUAAAUCAGUAUGUAAAGCAACUACUGAAGAAAUGAUUGGACCCAAAAAGAAACAUUUAGAUUAUUUAGUCCAUUGCACAAAUGAACCAAAUGUGUCAAUUCCACAAUUAGCAAAUUUGUUAAUAGAACGAUCACAGAAUACAAAUUGGGUUGUAGUGUAUAAGGCACUAGUCACAGUACAUCACGUGAUGUGUUACGGAAAUGAGAGAUUUACACAAUAUUUAGCAUCUAGUAAUAGUACAUUUCAACUUAGCAAUUUUCUGGAUAAAGGUGGAGUUCAAGGUUAUGAUAUGUCUCCAUUUGUAAGAAAAUACGCUCGGUAUCUCAACGAAAAAGCUUUGUCUUACAGAACUGUUGCUUUUGAUUUCUGCAAGGUAAAACGAGGGAAAGACGAUGGUAUGUUAAGAACGAUGAAUGCAGAUAAAUUACUAAAAACCGUUCCGACUUUACAAAAUCAACUCGAUGCCUUAUUAGAAUUCGAUUGUUCGGCCAAUGAUUUAACAAAUGGAGUCAUCAACAUGUCUUUCAUGUUACUAUUUAGAGAUUUAAUUCGCCUAUUUGCAUGUUACAAUGAUGGAAUUAUUAAUUUAUUAGAAAAGUUCUUCGAUAUGAACAAGAAACAGUGCAAAGAAGCUUUAGAUAUUUAUAAGAAAUUUUUAAUUAGGAUGGAUUAUGUAUCAGAAUUUUUAAAAGUUGCGGAGAAUGUAGGUAUCGAUAAAGGAGAUAUACCCGAUUUAACAAAAGCACCAAGCAGCCUUUUAGAUGCAUUAGAGCAACACUUAAAUUAUUUAGAUGGGAAAAAGUCGACAACUUCUAACCAAUCAAGUAGUGCGAGUAAUCAAAAAAAUGUUAAAUCUGGUGUAUCAGCGUUAUCUACAACCAGUAAUGCAUUUGGAAAUGUAGUAGCAAAUGCUCGUUUCGAUUCAUCGAAUGGUAUAGAUGAACAGUUAAAAUUACAACUGCUUGCUGAAGAGGAGGCUGCAAUGAAUCAAUUUAAAUCAAAAGUGUCACCAAUUCAAGCCAACAAUCCAUUUUUAAGUAAUUCUUCGUCAUCAACGACGGUAUCAUCACAAUCCGUCAGUUCACCUCAAUUUGACUUGUUCACUGUCGAUGCAGCUUCCGUCAAUCCAAGAGCUUCUGAUGAUUUGUUACAGUUAUCCAAUCCAUUUGCGGAUGCUUUCACUCCUCAGCCAACUUCGAAUGCGAACUCUUUUAUUAACCAGCAGAACAACGUUUGGAUGCCUAAUAGAAACGGUUUUGCAGUGUUGAGCCCUGGAAACAACCCGGCUCCGUCUGGUGGGACAUUCGUAAACGAAAAUAGUUUUGCAGCCGUAUUUGGAAACGCAGAAACCAAGACAAACAAUUUUGAUCCUCUCGGUGGCGUCCUUCAGCCUGCAAACGCAAAUGGAGAAAGGCCUAUUGGUAUUGGUUAUAGUGAAAACAACAACCCACAACCUACCUCUAACGGCCUAUUAACCGGUGAUUUGGAUUCAAGUUUGGCAUCGUUAGCUGAAAAUCUUUCAAUAAAUAGAGCAACAGUUACAAAAAGUAUCCAAUGGAACUCGCCCAAAAACGGUUCAAAAACAGGCAAUAACUGGACACCUCAACCAAUAUCAGACACAACGGGAGCUGGAUACAAACCUAUGAAUCAAUCGAUGCCUCCUUCGCCAUUUAGCAGUAUGACAAUUCCACCUGCACAACAACCACAAAUGUAUCCACAAAUUAUGAGCAUGCGUCCCAUGACGACACCACCGAUAUUGACCACAAUGCCUACUAUGAAUCAAAUGAAUCCGACUGUGAAUCAGAUGGGCCAACAAUCACUGCUAUUUCAUUGAUGAAUUUAAGUUAUCACCUUUCUCGGUAAAUAGAAAUAUAUUUUUGUUAAAUGUAACAGAUAAGGGUAAAACAAUAUCUGUACAGGUUGAUGUAGAAUAGGAUCACGCGAGUUUGUUUAGAUUUUCGAGUCAAGUGAUGAAAUUAAAUUUCUCGUGCCUUAUAUCUAAUGUUAAACAAGAUGUCAGAUUUUUAGUAAUUAUCGUUAGUGGUCGUUCAUCUUGUUUGCUUGGCGUUCUUUAUAUUCAGAUUCUAAAAAUAACGGAAUUAAUAUUUUAUCGCUGCUUUAUUUUCCUUUUAGUAUAGUUUGAUCUCAGGCAGUGAUUGUGAU